AUGACUGGUUAUGAUGAAGCACGGCAAUAUAUCCGUGAUAAUACCUAUCAAGAUUUUCAAAAUAUCAAUGUUUCACGUGUUCUGAAAGAUAUUACAUUCGUGAGGUUAAAUCUGGAAAAUAUUUACAUGAAUGAAGAAGAUGAAUUUAUCAUGGAAGUGAUCAGGAAGCGAUCUUUGUUUGGAUUUAUUCUGGAAUAUCAGUUUCCAUCAAUAGAUGCUGCAUCUACUUCACUGAAAGCAAGGGUUCGCGUACACGCAAAAUACUUUAAUGGCGAUAUGAUUCAUUUCCGGCAUAAACGGGUUAUACGCAUUAGAAUGAUUCCGGAAUUGGUUAAUUUAUGGAAACGAUCAUCGUUACUGUUAGCAGUUUAUGCAAAAUUAAACACAUUGGGAAAAUAUUCCAUUAAAAAACUGGGAAACUGUGAGGUGCCUUUGGAGGAACUUGUUAUCUCUCCUUUCAUUAUCUGUCGAGAUUUUCUGUUUGCUGGUCCCGGAUUUUCAGCUUCUGCUUUAAUAAAAAUUGAUCUUGGAUCACAUAUACGAUUGUUAAUGGAAAGACUAGAAUGGAUGAGAAAUGGUAGUUUACCGCAGAAUGGAUCAGCUACUCGUGACAGGUCGAGAUCUUCGUCUAGAAAAUCGAUUUACACUUCUGGUCGACAAAUAUCUCCAUUACCACAACGGCGUGCUUUCUCUUCAUCUCCACCUCGUGUGUUGAGACCAUUUCUUCCACCGCUGAAUCUUGGCAGUAGCACUCCACAAAAUACUCCGUUGUCUUCUCCUCAGCACGUUAACAUUCCACGUGCAACAAUACGUGAGCUUUGUUCAACAAGCCCAUCUUAUCGAAUCAAACUAACAGUUUAUUCGGCUCGUCGUUUGCCUCUUUCAUUCGAUUCCAGAGGUGAUGCUGUUGCACCAUCAACUUAUCUAACGGUGAUCGGAGAAGAUGGACGGACUUUGAGUUCACCAGUGCGUGCUGGAACCUUACAUCCAGAAUGGAACUGGACGGAAACAUUCAAUGUAUCGAGAAGUCGUCAGAACUUGGUAGUAAAAUUAUGGAAACGAUGUGUUGCUGGAUCAGAUAAAGUAAUUGGUUUUAUAUCACUCCAAUUGCCACCUACUGAUACGGGAAAGGCGGAAUACGAAAUGUCGGAUUUAUCGAUUUCAGACCAAGCACCAAUAAUUGCUCUCUCUCUUUCAUGUGAAACUCUUCCACCUGCUGGGUCAUACAAUGACACACCGCUGCUGGCUCCGUUAUCACCACCAAUACCGCCCAGGCCAUUUCCUUCUAUAACCUCUCCUCGAUUACAAAAAAUGACAAGAGAGGAAAUAUUCGAAAAACUGAGGAAAAACAUCUCCGAGUUGGAACGAAUGAUGGCACGACUAAAAUAUACCUGA
This is a messenger RNA of Acanthocheilonema viteae, 1395 nucleotides long. NCBI's taxonomy places the organism in Eukaryota, Metazoa, Nematoda, Chromadorea, Rhabditida, Onchocercidae. The record is from the annotation of a GenBank genome assembly.